AUGUCUUCUCCCCGUGAUCUGCCUCGAGAUGAAGGCAUCACCGAUCAUCCGAACCACUUAGUAGCCGAUUCACAGGAUGAUACUGAUAGCGAUGCUGAUUCUGCCCUUGCUCUGAGUACUACCACAGUCUUUGGCGAGUUCAUCGGAAUCGCUUGCUUCGAGUAUUAUGAGACAUCGUCACGAAAACGUUCUCAAGGAUAUGUGCUGCCGAAUGAUGAGACAGAGAAUGAUCGUCUUGGAUUUUCGCCCCGAAGAGUUCUAGAUGCUGGAACUGGAACCGGAGUCUGGGCUAUGGAUUAUGCUGAAGAUAAUCCUGAAGCACAGGUUGUCGGCAUCGAUCUCAGCCCCACGCAACCCGACUUCGUUCCUCCUAAUCUCACAUUUUACAUCGACGACAUAGAAGAUCAGUGGACAUUUUCUUACAAGUUCGACAUGAUUUAUGCCCGAAUGAUGACAGGAUCGAUUCGAGACUGGCCGAAGUUUAUUCAACAAAGUUACGACAAUCUAGAGUCAGGCGGUUGGCUUGAAUUAUCAGAUAUUCUUAUGCAACUCCACUCUGAUGACGAUACUAUUCCUGAGGGAUGUGCAGCUGCGAAAUGGGGCGACCUGAUGCUCGAAGCAGCUGACAAGUUUGGAGCCCCUCUGGACAGCUGUCUACGGUAUAAGCAGCAACUACUCGAUGCAGGAUUUGUAGACGUCGUCGAGACUAUCUACAAGUGGCCAAGCAAUCCCUGGCCACGCGAUCCCAAGUUCAAGGAAAUGGUCUUGCUCUAUUCACCCGCGCUUUGGGCUGGACUGCAGAGCAAGUCGAGAUUUUCUUGGUAG
This is a messenger RNA of Fusarium pseudograminearum CS3096, 825 nucleotides long. RefSeq lists its product as uncharacterized. Lineage: Eukaryota; Fungi; Ascomycota; Sordariomycetes; Hypocreales; Nectriaceae. The transcript has 11 exons. Gene Ontology annotation, molecular function: methyltransferase activity. The record is from RefSeq and is a predicted model, not a curated record. Bases 1 to 825 code for a protein of 274 amino acids.